This is a messenger RNA of Dalotia coriaria, 1517 nucleotides long. RefSeq lists its product as uncharacterized. Lineage: Eukaryota; Metazoa; Arthropoda; Insecta; Coleoptera; Staphylinidae. The record is from RefSeq and is a predicted model, not a curated record. The transcript is spliced from 4 exons. Bases 428 to 1402 code for a protein of 324 amino acids.
UAUAUUUUUUUUACUAUGUUUAUUAUAAUUUAGCUUUCAAGUUACGAUAAAUUCUCUUUUAGAUUUUUUAAACUGAGACGAUUUAGAACUAUUAUUCAUUUAGAACAGAGAAAAAUAGAAAGAGUCACAUAUUCAAAAUGAUGAAUAAUAAAUGAAUUUAUUAGCCAUUCUAGUUUGCGGUGUGCCAGACCGGGCACGAGACAAUUCCGAACUCAACGACGCACUCCACGCUUCCUUAAUUAAUUGCUUUAAACGAUGUUAAUAAGCAUGUGUAAUCUUCGUACUCCUACAACAAUUUCAGCCCAGCGUUGCUUCUACUCUGCCCUUUUCGGGGGGACAUAACAAUUUCACCUUCGUGCGACAGUCACACUCAUCUCGACUGUUUGUUCUCGUCCAGUCAUCAAACCAAACAUUAUUUCAAAAGAAAAUGUAUUUGAAACUCCUGAUUUGCUUGUUUAGUUUAACAUUUAUUAAUAAUGUUCACGGCGAGAAUUUUAUGAGCAGUAUUUAUCACUGCUCCGAAAGUAAUCCGCAGUCCCACGUCGACAUCGACCAGUUAAUGGGCAUGUGGUAUGGAAUCGAGAUAAUCAACCAUAAAAGCGAAGCGAAACACGACACGACUGUGGAGGAGGGUUGCCCGGUAUUGUACUUUUCCGAGGAUCGAACUCCCACGACCUACCGGCCCCUUUACGGUGAUCACAAUUAUCAGAGCAACUUUGGUUCCGGGUAUGGGCGUGGAUACAAUGGGCCGAAUUUAAACGUAUUUGGGAAGAACGAAGAAGACAUGUACACAUCGCAAUACACCACUCAAAACCCCAUCUACAGCAGCGAAUAUCAGCAGUACCUCAACAAUCCAUCUCAGGGCCAGAUACAAGGUCAAAAUCAAGACCACCAAGACCAGGACUACUCGACGUACAAUAAACACUAUCGAAAUCCAAACGUUCACGAUCCGACUCAUCGUCUGCGUUAUCAUGAACAAAUUAAGCGCAUGCGUUUGUUGUGGGACGAAAAAGGAGUGCACACUGAAUAUUCAAUUAGAUACAAUGUCACUAAACCAGGAGUAUGGAUUACAUCAGGUCCACAAAAUGGAUCAGCAUUGGAACCAAAGUUUAACUCGUUCGCCGGUACGAUGCAAGUGCUGAAAGCUGUAGGCAACCACAUGGUGCUGUCAUUUUGUCUACAAAUGCCCGAUCAACAACUGUUUACUGUUUUAUUGUCGCGUGUGCAAAAUUUCAGCCAAUAUGAAAUUCAUGGUGUGCAUAGCAUGCUACAGAGGUACGGCUAUACUACAAAUUCCAUCCGAAGAGUUUGUACCUACAAUGGCGCCCUCCCUAUUGGUGAAUUUAACUAUUAUUAUCUUUUCAUCAUGGCAGUGUGUAGUUUUUUCAUUCGCACAUUUUAAAUGUGACAUUUGAUUUAAAGAUAAAAUUCAUCAUAAAAUAGUAAAAGAACACUAAUUAAUUAAUUUUUUACAGUGAAUUUGUUUAUAAUUAAUAUAAAAAACUAUUCAUAUUAAA